Messenger RNA from Desarmillaria tabescens, 1502 nucleotides. RefSeq lists its product as uncharacterized. The record is from RefSeq and is a predicted model, not a curated record. Bases 184 to 1146 code for a protein of 320 amino acids. NCBI's taxonomy places the organism in Eukaryota, Fungi, Basidiomycota, Agaricomycetes, Agaricales, Physalacriaceae. The transcript is spliced from 6 exons.
CCUACCUGUCACUGGCUAGUCGCCGAAGGAACAUUGAGCAAACAGUAAAACGCCAAUCUCAGUCGCCCUAUCUUACGCCUUAGAUAGGGAUCACUUGUCUUAUCUACCGGCAAAGCCAGUAGGACAAUGGCAUCUAUAUAGAUAGCGCUUCUGGCGCAUCCGGAGAACGCCAACUUCUGUGCAAUGUCCGACCAACCUGUUAUCGUCUCGCUGUCCAGUGCUGAACGGGCUGAAGGGAAAUACUCCAUAGAUAGCCUACGACGAGCAAUCGAAGGCUUGAACCGCGAUGGUGUGGUCUAUCUAGAGAACAUUGUUGAUCCUGAACAUAUCGAGAAGCUUCGGCUUGCGAUGCUGGAUGAAGCAGAGAUCCUGAAGGCCAAGAAGGGUGACGACGUUUCCCAGUAUAAUCAAGGUGUCGCCACGAACUUCAUUCAGUCCCCUCCACUUACCAACCGGUCCCUCUUCUUCGAGGAUGUAUAUGCAAAUCCUUUCGUUCACCAAGUCGUUUCGCAUUACUUAGGACCCUCUCCCUCUUGGACCUUCAUUACAGGCAACAACGCUAACAAACGGACCACGGAUCGUCAAGCUGUUCACAAAGACAGCUCAUUCAUCCACCCACUCGCUCCCUCAAUUGUUAUCGCCAACUUUCCUCUCAGCGAGUUCUCGGCGGAGAAUGGAUCCACGGAAAUGUGGCUCGGCUCCCAUGCUACUACUGAUCCGGGUGACCAGAUGUGGCCUGCACAAUACCCAGCAGCACAGGCCCCUCUAUGCUUCAUCCGUCCCGAGCUUGUCGAGGAGCGCAGGAAGAUCCGUCCGCCCAUCCAGAUUGCAUGUAAGCCGGGGGGUGUAAUGUUGCGCGAUCAGCGUAUUUGGCAUGCGGGUAUGCCCAACGCCAGUGACGAGGAUAGGAUCAUGUUGGCUAUGAUGUUCAUGGCGACCUGGUUCCCUAAUGAUCGCAAAUUCAAGCUUCCGUACUUCGCGAGGGAGAUUCUCGAGUCCAAGUCUUUAGCUGUGAACGUUCAGGCUGAAUAUGUCAGUGAAUCCGAAUGUGAAGAGAGUAUGCAUCAAUGGGGUAGUGGUAUCCAACCGUCGGACCCCAACUACCGAAGUCUUUGGGAAGUCGCUCAGCUGAAGAACAAGGCCUGAUAGACCACGUAUCUCAGUGGAAGAAACUGCAUCCGCCGUGUGUAUAGUACAUAGCUCUUUACGUUCUCAUGCGCUACUUCGAAAACCAGUUUGACAGGGACGUUGUCAGCGCAUUAAAGAAUAAUUUUCUUAUCUCUCUGUUGUCUGAUUCAGACUCUUAGUCCGAUUUUUAUGGCCGAGAGGCCUCCACUGAUGCCGCCCCACCACUUGGCUCAGGACGCUGGCUCGGAGAAUCAGCUACAAUGACAUCCGAUAUUCGCGCUUAGCCAACUCGGUGGAUAUGGCAGCGCAGCUUGGGGAGUUAUCUUUAUGUAAAAUUCUAAAAUUUAUGGCGAUAUUGACGUUGGUGAUCUCAU